Molecule: messenger RNA, 5786 nt
Organism: Clarias gariepinus (North African catfish)
Lineage: Eukaryota; Metazoa; Chordata; Actinopteri; Siluriformes; Clariidae
Gene: tbc1d1
Product: TBC1 (tre-2/USP6, BUB2, cdc16) domain family, member 1
Exons: 24
Coding region: 276-4136 (1286 amino acids)
Source: RefSeq, a predicted model, not a curated record
CGCGCACCCUGGAAGUGUAGUAGUGUCCGCGGAGGAGAGGGGAGAGGAGCGCGCGCACGCACUUCCCUGCCGGCGCUGUGCUCCCUGACGAUGACGUCACACGAGCCGGGAUCUCACACACACACACACACACACACGCGCGCGCACUCUUUCACAUGUGGAGCGCACUGAAGUGAGAUAAAGACUAAUCUAAUGGGAGUGCACACUCAGAGUAACGGAAUCUGAUUGUAAGGAAUCCGAUCGAGGAGUGGGCGGAGCCUCUGCACGUCAAGCUCAUGGAGGGCAUCUGCUUCGAGGUGAAACCCCAAGGCAACAUCACUCCGUCUUCCCAGCCACACCCAGAAGGAUCAAGAGGUAAAGAUGAGGAGGAGGAGGAGGAGGAGGAGAUUCGGUACAGACUGACGCUGGCGGGCUCGUUAGCAGUCCACCCGCAGACUACCAUGGCUAUGCUGCCAUGGGUGGUUGCUGAGAUACGCAAGCCUCGGCUGAAAGAGAGGAGCUUCAGCACGACCAUGUCUGGACCUCAGUCUCUGGAGGUGCGCGACUGUCCGGUGGUCCUGCGGAUCUCGUGUUCCUGGGUGCGCUGUGUGUUGGCCAUUGCGGGCGCCGGGGACACGUGGGACCCUCUUCGGCACACCGUUCUCUUUCAGCAGCGGCCGCAUCGCGUCACCAAACUCAUCCACAACAGCCGAGAGCCGAGCUACUUUGCCUGUCUGGUUCGGGAUGAGGUCAGAGCUACCUGCUACGUCUUCCACUGCCACGACAAACUCAAGGUCCCGGAGAUCAUCAGCACCCUGAGGCAGGCCAGCAAGAACUCGGCCCGGCAGGAGGACACGCCCACGGCCCCGCCCACCGAGUCUCACCCGGACCCCGCCCGGCACGACGGCCCGGAAUCGGCGACGGCCUUCGCGAAGAAGUUCGAGGUGCUGUUCUGCGGGCGCGCCGUGGUGGCGAGGAAGAACGCCCCGCCCGCUCUGAUAGACGAGUGCAUCGAGAAGUUCAGCCGCGCCAACGCGAACACGAACAGCUCGCUGGCCGCCGGGAUCAGGAGAGCGUUCUCGCUCACGCAGGUGGUAAACGGAGCGGAUGGAGGAGGAGGAGGAGGAAAGAAGGCGCUGUUUUUCCGGAAAGAUCCGAGCUUCCCGUCUCUGCAGGCGCUGGAUGAGAACGGACUCUCGCCCGAGCUGCAGCGCCGGACGGCCAACGGAGCCACCGGGGUUCAGCCGACCAGCCUGCAGGAGAACAGGACCAUGCUGUUCACGAUCGGGCGCUCGCAGAUCUUCUUAGUGAGUCCAGACAGUAAGAAAGUGGCCAUCGAGAAGAGCUUCAGGGAAAUCUCUUUCUGUUCACAGGGAAUACGACACGUGGAUCACUUCGGGUUUAUCUGUAGGGAGUCGGACGAGGGCGGGAGCUGUCAGUUCGUGUGCUACGUGUUCCAGUGUACAGACGAGGCUCUGGUGGAUGAGAUCAUGCUGACUCUGAAGCAGGCGUUCUCCGUGGCCGCGCUGCAGAGGAGCACUAGGACCCAGAGCCUGCAGUGUGACUCCUGCCCCAUGCAAGAGCUGCACCGCCUCUGUGACCACAUCGAGGGUCUACCUGCAGCCAAGGCGAAGCUGGAGCUCCAGAAGCAUGUUGCGUUUCUGGAUAACCAGGAGCAGGCGUGUGUGUUUGAGACCACCCAGAAAUCCAGGCCGAAGUCAGAACAAGAAGAAAACGAGCUGGUCGUAUCGUGUUUAAGGCGUCUCUACGAAGAGAGACAGAAAGCGCACACACACACACACAUUGCACAGACCAAACAGGUGUGUGAAGCUCCGGCGUUGUGCGAGGAGACGUGCGCAAGUCCAGACGGCAGCAUGAGCAGCGGCAGACAGCGUCUGGAACAGCUGAAGAGCCGAGCCAAAAGAUCACUCACGGAGUCGCUGGAGGGAAUAUGGAGGAGCAACAGCCGGUCCAGGUUACAGCGGGAGGGCACUGAGAGCUCCUCCUCCAGCUCCACCCUCGGCAGCGCCCACCAGGAGACCGUCUCGGUGGGACCGCCUCCGUCUCCGCCCCUCCUCCUGCUCGUGCCGUCCACCCCGCUCCGCUCCCACAAUUCCACGGGGGACCUGAAGGACCCGGAGGGCGGGGACGCGGCGCGCGGCGACCCCGACCCCCAGGGUCAGGGCUUCAGGAAGCGCGCCAGCACCAUCAGCCACUCCCCGUCCGUGUCCGAGGACGGCCCGAGCAGCGUCCCGAGCGACCCGGCGCCGUCCGGGACCAAACCCAAACUCGUCCGCCAUUACUCCGUCAGCACCGACUCGCCCCAUCAGAGCAAGUCGGCUCGCGGCGCCGCAGCUUCAUCCUCUUCCUCAUCCUCAUCCUCGCACUUCUCCUUCUCUUCCUCUCCCACCUACGCCAGGCUGAUGAACCUCGAGCAGCUCACCAAACCCAUCAAGAGUGGAUUGAGGGCCAGACUGUCUUCUUCUUCCUCUGUCCCGAACUUCUUAAAGUUUCUGGCUCCUGUGGAGGAGCGCGCUGACCCCUCCCUCUCUCCCACACACAGAGACGUAGCGGCCCUGUCCAGCCCGGGAGCCGUGUGUGUAGUGGGACAGGACAGUCCCCUCCGCCAGCGCAGACACUCCUGGAGACAGCAGAUCUUCCUCAGAGUGGCUACGCCGCAGAAAGGCUCCGAUUCAGCUGAGCGAGGGGAGGUGCCCCUGGAGGUGGGCGGCAGGCUGACGGUUGGGGGCGGAGCCGGGGGCGGGGACGGCGCUCUGGGGGCGGUGCCCGAGGAGAGGAGGAAGAGGAGUCGGGAGGAGCUGCGGGAGUUAUGGAAGAAAGCGAUUCUGCAGCAGAUCCUCCUCCUGAGAAUGGAGAGGGAGAACCAGAAACUACAGGCCUCUGAGAGCGACCUCCAGAGCAGGCGCCUGAAGCUGGACUAUGAUGAGAUCACGCCCUGUCUCAAGGACGUCACUCUCGUCUGGGAGAAGAUGCUCAGCACCCCUGGGAGGUCAAAGGUCAAGUUUGACACUGACAAGAUCCACAUGGCCGUCGGGCAAGGUGUGCCCCGGCAGCACAGGGGUGAGAUCUGGAAGUUUCUCUCGGAGCAGUAUUUACUGAGACAGCAGGUGCCGAGCGCCAAGCCGCCCAAUAACGACGUGCCUUAUAAAGAGCUACUGAAGCAACUCACCUCACAACAACACGCCAUCCUCAUAGACCUGGGCCGAACGUUCCCCACGCACCCCUACUUCAGCGCUCAGCUGGGCGCGGGUCAGCUGUCGCUCUACAACCUACUGAAGGCGUACUCUCUGCUCGACCCCGAGGUGGGGUACUGCCAGGGCCUGAGCUUCGUGGCCGGGGUGCUGCUGCUGCACAUGAGCGAGGAGGACGCCUUCGGCAUGCUCAAGUUCCUCAUGUACGACAUGGGACUGCGCAAACAGUACAGACCCGACAUGAUCAUCCUGCAGAUCCAGAUGUAUCAGUUGUCCCGGCUGCUCCACGAUUACCACCGCGAGCUCUACACUCACCUGGAGCAGCACGAGAUCGGGCCGAGUCUAUACGCCGCCCCAUGGUUCCUCACCGCCUUUGCCUCACACUUCCCUCUGGGGUUUGUGGCCAGAGUGUUUGACAUGCUGUUCCUGCAGGGGUCAGAGGUCACCUUUAAGGUGGCGCUAAGCCUUCUGGGAAGCCACAAGCCUCUGAUUCUGCAGCACGACAAUCUGGAGUCCAUCGUGGACUUCAUCAAGAGCACACUGCCCAACCUGGGGCUGGUCCAGAUGGAGAAGACCAUCAAUCAGGUGUUUGAGAUGGACAUCAGUAAGCAGCUGCAGGCGUAUGAGGUGGAGUACCAUGUGCUGCAGGACGAGCUCCUGGACGGUCCGUCCACUCUUAGUCAGUCUCAGCGCGCCGCUCAGCUGGAGAAAACCAACAGCAGCCUGCGGCAGCAGAACCUCGACCUGCUGGAGGAAGUGCAGGUGGCCCAUGCGAGGAUCCGGUUCCUGGAGUCACGUGUGGAGGGCCUGGAGCAGAACGAGGCGGUUCUGCGUGUGGAGCUCACGUCUCUGCAGCAGGAGCACUCGUCGCUGCAGCACACCGUCACUCAGCUCCAGGCUCUGCUCUCCAGCCACAGCAUCGCCUACACCCCGGCUCCGUCCUAACACGUCCCCUCUCUCCUUCACUCCUUCAUCUCCUCAGGAGAAACAAUCAGACCGGACCGCCGGGCCCGGGGGAGGGGGCGGAGUCUCGCCCUGGUAUCUCGGUGUAAAUCAUUCUGCGCCGUUAUUUGUUAUUCCCUUGGAACAGAGGAAGAGGAUAACUACUGAGAAGGCGCUGCCUAUAUUUGAGCACGCCUCUCUGUCUCUCUGUCUCCUAAAGUGCCUAAAGGUCAAAGGCCACUGACCAUAAAACUGUGCAACCUUUUUAAAGGCGCGUUACAAUGACACACCAGCACUGAUCAGGUCUUCACCUCGCUCCGAACAAAUGCACACACUUCCCACGCCACACAUCGUGUGUGUGUGUGUGAAAAGUAUUUACACUCUUUGUCUUGUGUGUCCACUCCAUGUUAAGACACUGCUGUAAGCUGCUCAGCGUCCAUAAACGACAUAAACGAAAGAAAUGCACGCAAUCAUGACUUUUACUUUUUAACCACAACAAUUUCCAGACAUCAAAGUCUUUUCUUUUUCUUUCUUUUUUUUUGUGUAGGUUUAAAAAAAAAAAUUUUUUUACCGUGUCAUCAUAAUUACUCUCAUUAUAGCGGUCUAGACACAGAAUCUCGCUGUGCGUUUAGACGCCGCCGCCGCCCAGCCCUUCAGAUACACAAGUCUGCCUGAGAAACAAUACCCACAAUGCACCUAUGUCAGACAGCCAGAAUCCAGACCGCGGUAUUCCCAGACGCUCCCGCAACACAAUGGCUCGCAGCGUUCUUUGCUCUUCAUUCAAACAAUCAGCUCGAGAAAAGGUUUUUUUUUUGUUUUGUUUUCAUACUUAACGUGGCACUCGAGUCGGAUUGGUCGUCUUUUGUCUUUCCGCCGCAACAGCUUGUCCGUAGGGGCUUCCACUUAAACCGUGUAGGUUCGACUUGUUUAAAUGUUAGUUACUUUGAGGUGGUGAUCGAUUAUUGUGUAAGGGAGGAAUCUCCAGUGCGUAACAAGCUGCGUCGUUCGUCUGCCGUAUACUGUGAUCUGUACCCGUGGACGUUCCAGGCGCAACUAUGCACAAGUAAAAGAAGGACUAUGAUAAAAUAACCAUCCAAGGUCACUCCUUUUAUGAGAAGUUAUUUCUAAACUCACAUGUAGGGUUUUAUUUCAGAGCCAGGAAAAUAAAAACUCCUCGCAAGAAACUGCGAAAAAAACAUGUAUUGGCCACGCCAACUUUUUGCAUUUACAAUUUCACCACAGAGGCAGUUGUGUGCGCGGGUUUUCUCAGACUGACUAAGAGAUGGAGCUUAUUUAAAAGUCGGAAAGUACAAAUCAAAUUAAAGAAAAGAUCCGUUCAAUUUUUUCGGAACGUAAAAAACAUUCUCUGUAGUGGACAUGAAAGUCUUUAUUAAUAAUAUCCCAGGUUUAUUUGUAAUAUUAUCAGCACAUGCCCAGUCCCCAGAGAACAGACCUUAGUUUGUGGUAUGAUGAACGCUUGGUUUCAUCUUUCAGUGUAAAAUGAAGCACAUGGUGCUAAAGUGGGUGACAUCGGUUAUUGCGUCAUUUCUGAAUAAAGUGGUUUUUUUUUUUUCCUUUCUUUCUCUGUGUGUAUAAACUUUUGUCAAAACUGAACAAACCAAAGACAUUAAAGCAAUGUGGAAUGCUGCCAAA